Molecule: messenger RNA, 2139 nt
Organism: Dermacentor andersoni
Lineage: Eukaryota; Metazoa; Arthropoda; Arachnida; Ixodida; Ixodidae
Gene: Thor
Product: eukaryotic translation initiation factor 4E binding protein thor
Biological process (GO): negative regulation of translational initiation
Cellular component (GO): cytoplasm
Molecular function (GO): eukaryotic initiation factor 4E binding
Source: RefSeq, a predicted model, not a curated record
GCAAACGUCGACGGCGCCGCCACUGCUGCCUCGGAGAAUUUGUGGGCGCUCGUGGAGAACUGGAACAGGCUUGAGACGCACCACGCACCGCUCGCAUACGUUGAACGCUGUAGACCUCCAAGAACAACCCCACCAGUUCGUAUCGUACCUGCACGAACGUGCUGUCGUAGUCAUGUCUGCACACUCUCCUGAGCACAAAGUGGCCACUAGCCGCAGCAUACCGACGCGACGGAUUGUCAUCAACGAUGCAAGUCAGUUGCCCCACGACUACAGCUCGACGCCCGGGGGUACCAUAUUCUCCACUACGCCUGGAGGCUCACGCAUCAUCUAUGACCGGAGCUUCCUGAUGCAAAUGCGCCACUCUCCAGUGGCUCGAACGCCACCGAAGAACCUGCCUGUGAUCCCUGGGGUGACCCUGUCCAGCAGCCCUGAUGUCUGCAAGCCCAGUGGGUCCCCCAUGAAACCCACGGAGAAUGGUGCUCUGCCAUCUCCAGCCAAAGGUGCCAAGCCUGGCUCGGGUGACGAGCCACAGUUUGCAAUGGACAUCUAGUCCGACCAACAAGUGCCAAGCUAUUUCUUCGAUGCGCCUCAGCCAAGUGCCCCGCCUCUUUGUAUUUUUCAUGUUUCUUCGGUUCGGACUGUCGUCCAUGUCAACUAGCGGCAGGAUUUCCUUGCUGUGUCAUUUGUUUCUUUGGUGGGCAUGACCAGCAAGUGGGCGCACAAUUUCUUAAAUUUUGUUUCUUUGGUGUGUGAAAACAUGGCGCCCAGUUAAGUCCUAAUGGGCUAGCAACCAUGUAAAACCUUGUUUUCUUUUUAAAUUAAGUUACUUUUUCUUGUAUUUUUGCCUGCAAAGAAAGCAGCAGCAAUAGCAUGCACUCAGUGAGUGUUAUUUUUUUUUUUUUUUUUCAAUCCUUAUUGUUCUCUCUUGCCAACGAAAGAAACGCCUGCAGUUGUAGCCUGUGGAACAUUGCCUUCUUUUGUUUCCUGUCAAGCUAGAUUACUCAGCAUAUUAUGUUUUAUCUUUUUAAAUCGGUUCUUACUGUGGCACCCCAGGCACUGAUCUUUUUCUUAAGUUGGGCUGGAGGCUCAGCAAAAACAAAACAAAAAAUAAAACAAAGUAGAGGGGGGAGUUGCAGGUGAGUGGCUCAAUUUAGCUGUGACUCGAGCCUUCCAGUGCUUAAGAUUGAAGUGCACAUGGUUGACUUUGGCUUUGGAUUGCUCACAGCCUUGAAAAGUUUGUAGAGGAGUGUGAAGGAACUUUGUGAUUUUAUUUUUCAUUUUCACUUAAUAAGUUGUGCCAUAUGAGCACAUUCAUAAUUUUUUUUGCUGAAAGCUUAGUGUUGUGGAUUAGUUUGCUGCCAAAGGUGGAAACAUUAGGCUCUCUUUGAUUUGUGGGUCACUGUCUGUACUUUGUGUGUGCGAAGACCAGUUGUACUAGUUAAACGAUGGUCUUCAGGAAUUCCAAUGCAGCUUCCUAUAUUAUUUUCUGAUGUGGGUGUAUUAUGUAUUGACUGAUCUGGUCGGUCUAAUUACAAUACUAACACUCGACAAGCCGUAGAGGUGUCUGCAUGUAAUUGCCAUUGUAGCUGGGUGCUCGUUUUGUUUCUAGCUGCCACUGCAAAAGCUUGCAGGCAAUAGGCAUGUGCUUUCAUUUUUCAACUUAAUAAUGUGCUUUUUGGCAAAUGAUGUAUUGAAAAACCUGGGUCGAGCACAUUAAGAUAAGCUGCAGUGGUGAUACAGCUUUUCUUAGAAAUAUUUUCCAGUUUCCUUUCUUUAUUAUCUUUUAAAUGCACCAAACAAAGUUAAAGGUGCAAAACUGUUUAUUUCUUUAUUUGAAACUUUUUUUUGUCAGUAUGGUGGAAAUUUAACCGUGACACAAGUGCUUGUGUCAUCUCAGAUUUUAUGUAAUGUUCUUUCCUAAAUGAUAUGGCUUCAUUAGCUUGACAUUGAGUAGUGCCACAUGGCACAGUGCACCAGAAAGGUGGGAAGAAAUGUCAAUGGCAGGGUUGUGCAGAGCUUGGUUUCUUGUUGGCCAUUUCUUCUUGUUUCUUUGUAUUGUUCAGAUGUGCUUUUGGAAUGAAAUUCUUUGAGACAUGUUUUCCAAAAGUUUGUUGGCUAAAUAAAAAAUACAAAAGCUCA